UUCACACGUGGAGUGUCGAAGUCCGCAGAGCAAAACGUUCAUGUAGCCGCCGCCAGGCGCGCAUAAGAUUGUCUUUUGAUUUUGUUUGCAGGUUACCAGGCCCUGUCAACUCAUGAGUCUUGAAUUUUUUGAUCAACUCCUGGCAGAGUUGAGUGACCAAAGUCACCCGUGCACAGUUGACUUACGGCUCUGCGGCUUGGCUUACUUCGAGUUUUGCGCAGCGGCUCGUUCAUUGCAUAAUAACGUUGACUCGUGGACAUCAAUGAAACCUUUUCUCGAUAGGGCGUAUCAAAAAAUGACCCGCUUACCGCCAUCCGAGACCCUUUGCUGGCGAAGGCUAUACACAGACGCCUGCCUCUUAUGUGCCAUAUCUCAGGUUUCUGAUUUGGUACAGGAUGAUGCAGCAGCUACAGAGGCUGUUGCUAUCUUGGAUCGUGCUAUCAUUAUAGCAGGCGCUCCUGGCAGAUUGGACUCCAUCCAUCAACUCAUCAAAGAUAUCCAAGAGAACUAUCUGACGCUGAAACCACUCAUAACCUCUUCUGCUCACAAACAACCUCUAACACAAAUGUACCACUCCAGCGCCUUUUCCCUUUGUGUUCCUUGCAUUGACCCCCCACCAAAUAUCCUCGGGAGGCAGUGGUCACAAAAACCAUUUGUACUCCAACGUCAUGGUUACGUACAAGGUUGGAAGGCCCUUAGUUCGUGGGCGUCUAUUGACUAUCUCCGUUCCGUGGCGGGCCCUGGUCGUCUUGUGCCUGUCGAAGUUGGGAAAGACUACAGGACUGAAGAAUGGACGCAAAGACUGAUGAGCUGGGACUGUUUUCUACAGUCUCUCGACUUUCCUGAACACCCAGCUCAACCCCAGAACGAGGUGUUAUAUCUUGCACAACAUAACCUCUUCAUGCAAUUCCCGGCGCUUGAAGGGGAUAUUGGUAUUCCCGAAUAUGUUUAUGCAUGCCCUGACCCCCCAUCCUGUUAUCCUGCUUACAAACCUCCGGGAAAUACGGAUGGGUUGAUCAUCAAUGCAUGGCUUGGCCCAAGGGGUACCAUUUCCCCGGCCCAUACUGACCCCUUCUUUAAUUGUUAUGUCCAAGUGGUCGGUCGCAAGACUGUUUGGCUCGCACCGCCUGAUGUUUGCGGUCUGAUGUAUCCAUUCGACACAUCGACAUCUGACACUGCUGAUAAGUCUCGCAAUCCGGCGGCCAACGUUACGGAGCCAUCGAUGUGCAAUACAUCUCGGGUGGAUGUGUUUCCUGAUUCCACGGAGGCAGAGCAAGCGUCGCGAGAUGCUUUCCCUGAUUUUUGGAAAGAGGUGCCGCAGAGAGCUAUGUGCGUGACCUUGGCCCCCGGUGAUGUGCUAUUUUUUCCUCCUGGAUGGUGGCAUGCGAUGCGGAGUGAAGAGACGAGUUUUUCUAUCUCGAUGUGGUUUUAGUUGUGGUUUUAAGAUGGCGUUGUGUACAUAUAUAUGUUGAUGGUGACCAUUAUGAGC
Messenger RNA from Suillus discolor, 1489 nucleotides. Its product is annotated as Clavaminate synthase-like protein. The transcript has 4 exons. Gene Ontology annotation, molecular function: 2-oxoglutarate-dependent dioxygenase activity. The coding region runs from base 113 to 1432 and encodes 439 amino acids. The record is from RefSeq and is a predicted model, not a curated record. NCBI's taxonomy places the organism in Eukaryota, Fungi, Basidiomycota, Agaricomycetes, Boletales, Suillaceae.